UUGCUCUUCUUAUUUCACCUUCCCCGCCAUCUUCGUCGUCGUCGUACUCCUCCACCUUCUCUCACUAUCCAAAACCUCUCCUAGGGUUAGGGUUAGGGUUAGGGUUAGGGUUUCUUCGUGCGUGCUCCGCCCACCUCCUCUCCCAUGGCAUACAUCCCGCCCCACAAACGCCACUCCAAGGACGCCGAGACGCCGCCCCCCUCCCCUGCCUCCCUCCCCCCCCGCUUCAAGCAAUCCCUAACCCUAGCCUCCCCCCACCUCCACGGCCGCCGCCGCGGCGACCUCUCCUCCUCCUCCUCCUCCUUUCAGCAUGGCGGUGGCAAGAUCGUCUACGCCGCCCACUGCGUCUCCCGCUGGUGGCUCGCCGGAAUCGUCGGCGGCGUCGGCGUCGGCGGCGGCGGUGUUCCCGAGUCCCUUCCCUUGCGAGAUCGUCGAGCGGAGGAGCGGCGCGAAGCCUCUCGUCGUCGCCGCCACGGCGGACGAUGGUGGGAAGGAGGAGGAGGAGGAGAGGCCGUGGGUGGGGAUAGCGCGGAGGGUGGAGCAGAACCUUGUGGCGUCCGCGCGGAGUGCGAGGGAGGAGUUGGAUGCUGGGGAUGGGAACGCGAAGUUGUCGUUUGUGGCUAGGGUUGGUAAAGUUCUCUUUCAUGGGGACCCUUCAACAUGCCUAAACUCCAUCCGGAAAGCUGCAGUAGCUGAAGAAGGUUUUAAGAAUCGAGUCCAUAAAUCAUUUUACACAAAUGUACCUAAUGAGUUUAUGAAGAACGUCGAGCAGUUAAUUGUAAAGAGUAUUGGCUUUGACUUUGAGUCAGAGAGGGAGCACUACCAUGUGAAGGUAUUUGACAAGCAUCAACCUGAUUCAACGAUAUCAUGCAAAUGUACUGUGCGAAAGGAUGGUGGACUUGAACUUUAUAAGAUUGAACUAAACCAAGUGCGGCACAUGGUGGUAGAUAUAUCUUGUCUGCAUAAGGAUCUCGACUUGAGACUGAUUCUGGUUACCAAAAAGCUCUUGAAAAAUUUGGAUGACGAGGUUGAGAACGGCAUAAAUCAACUAAUUUCGUCUGCAAUUAUCGAUUCAGAGGUUAAAGGGGGGCUUCGAUGGCCUUUUGGGAAGGAGUCCGUUGCUGAAAGAUUCAGCGUAGUUGGAGUCUGGCUUACGAGAUACAAAGCUUAUAGAUCAAAGACAAUGAGGCUUAAGUUGAGACACGCUGACCGAUUCGACCAUAAGACUUCAACUGGGGAAGUGGCCAAUGAAGUUACUCUGAAGCUGUCUGCGAUCUCUGAAUUAUUAAGAGAAGGCAAUUUGGAAGAGACCCCUGUGGGAGAGAUGCUUGAGGCAACUGUAAAAUUAGUGUGGGAAAAGUUUCUGAGCUACAGUGUCUGCCCUGCCCUGCCUUCAUGACCCUUCUGUGCCAAUUUCAUCUGUCUCCUCUUUUGUGAGUUGUUUGUAUCAGAUCCUGUACAGAGUGUUGUUGUUGGAGUGCUUUUGGAAAUAAUGAUAUAGGAUUAAUAGCAUAAUAAAGUGCUUUUGAUGUUUUCUUGUUCCUUUAUUGUAUCUCUUUACAGUUGGA
Messenger RNA from Ananas comosus (pineapple), 1568 nucleotides. RefSeq lists its product as uncharacterized. The coding region runs from base 311 to 1399 and encodes 362 amino acids. The transcript is spliced from 6 exons. Lineage: Eukaryota; Viridiplantae; Streptophyta; Magnoliopsida; Poales; Bromeliaceae. The record is from RefSeq and is a predicted model, not a curated record.